AUGAGAGUCACAACACCAAUCACUGUGGGCGCCUGCAUUGGAAUUCGAGAAACACUUGCUGCUAAUCGGCCUGGUGCUACCAAUCAUGAUCAUUAUCCAUUUAAUCAAUAUGCAGGAAAAAAUUUUUUCGACGGUACAAAUUACCGCGUAGCAAUUGAUCGUCUUGACGGUGGUUACCAAGCUGCUAUGGACUUCAUUGAGUGGAUGCAAGAUUAUUGUGAUUAUGAACGUGAACAAGCUCGUAGUCUCUGUUCAUUCACUGACAAAUGGAUUACACGACUAAACCAACAAUCACCACUUGUAUCCUAUCAUACAACAAAACGUGCUCAACUUGAUGUUGUUCGUAUACCUAAGCAACUUGCAGAAUUAAAAGAAUCGAACUGUGACGAAAUACAAAAAGUUAUUGACAGAUAUCGCAAUCGUGUCAAUGACAUAUACAUCAAUGAACGUUUUCGUCCUAGCCGUAAACAUCGUCGGACCAGCGAAUUUAAAAAAUUGUUUAAAACUGCACAUGCAUCUUUAAGUGCAGUAGCCAAUCAACUGGAAACAUUGCGUUCUCUCCAGAAGAAAGCUCGUGAAGCUCUUCGUACAGCGGAGAGUGCCUGUGAAAUUCUUCAUUUAGACCCAACAGCAACAGAUAAACAAUUGGCUCGUGCGGAUGAUGUCAAAGAAAGAAAACGCGAGGCUUUAGAUGAUAUCGACGAAAAAAUUGCGGACAUGAAAGUUAAACAUAAAAGUGCACAAAAAGUUUAUCGCAAACGAGCAACGGAAAUUUUCAGACAAUGUGAAAGCGUCGAAGAAGAACGCUUAGAUCAUAUUCGUGAAACACUGCUAGAUUUUCUUGAAACUAUGGAUACGUCGAAAUAUGCAAGAAAGGUAGAACAAAUUUUCACGGAUAUAAAAGAUAAAGUUACAAAAGAACAGAAUUCCUUUGAUGAUCGUGUAUUUUGGGCUAAAUCGUAUGGUAUCGAAAAUAAACUAACAAAAUCGCUAACAUUAGCAUCGAAUGGUGAUGAUGCUGAAAAUGACAGUAUAAUAAUAGAAUCCCGAACAAAUAAAAAGAAGAUUGACCAUGAAACUGAAAAAAAAGAUAGACGCCAAUCAAUUGUAGAAAGGGUAGCAGAUGACGAAGAAGCAUCUGCAGCUAUUAACUCUACAACUCCAGCUAAAACCAAAGUAAAACGUACGAAAAGCAUAACAAACACUGACAAAAAGACUAUAACUGAACCGUCCACAAUAAACAAUACAGUGCUCAAUCAAGUAUAA
This is a messenger RNA of Rotaria socialis, 1266 nucleotides long. NCBI's taxonomy places the organism in Eukaryota, Metazoa, Rotifera, Eurotatoria, Philodinida, Philodinidae. The record is from the annotation of a GenBank genome assembly.